GAAUUAGUAGCUACGUUAUCACUAGUACAGUAGAGAGAAAAAAAAAAAAAAAAAAAAAAAAAAAAACGUUGGCGUGCGUUCAAUAGAUUAAAUCUAUCCCUGAAGACGAUGGUCUAUGGUUUCUUUCUGCCCCUUCCCGUUUUUGGUUAUUCCAAACUUCUUUGCGUCGUCUUCUUCUUCCAUUCCACCGUGUUGUUUUCUCUUUUCUUUUGCUUUCCCUCUCAUUUCCUCUCCUCCUCUGCCCCAGAAUUAACCAAACCUAACAAUAAUGAAACAGUCAGCUUGGCUGUGAUCGCAGCAGCUCCAGCUCAAUUCUCCAACGAAGACUCUCGGUCAAUUUGCCGGUCGAUCAACUGGGAUCCUGCAGCGAUCCUAGUAUGGGAAGAACCUAACUGGGAGAAGGUACAAAGAAACAGCCGGACAGGCAAUCUACUAGUUAAAACUGUCGUUUGCGAACUAGAUGUGCUUAGAUGUACUCCAGUCGUUCGCUCGUUUCCACUCAUUAUUAUUCUUCCUUUCGGACAUGACAGUGUGCACAUGAAGUCUGCGGCGCAGACAUACUCGGCCAAUUGAUAUUGAUUGUCUCGUCCUAUGGGAAGAAGCCACUUCUCUUAUCGUUGUCAUCAUCGUUCAUAAUCUUUCGCCGUGCGCCGUCUUACGAGGGAAAUCAUUCAUCAUCUUGCAGAGGUGCUGGUCAUCUGUCCCCCCCCUCCCCCCGCAUCGUUCGGGUUUAGUUCAGCUCGUCGUCGAAUAGCUCGGAUUUUACUCUUCUUACUCUUCUUACCAUUCUUACCAUCCCUGGCGCUGGAAGAGAGAAGACCCGGAACUAAAGAAGGGU
This is a messenger RNA of Aspergillus glaucus CBS 516.65, 838 nucleotides long. RefSeq lists its product as uncharacterized. The transcript has a single exon. NCBI's taxonomy places the organism in Eukaryota, Fungi, Ascomycota, Eurotiomycetes, Eurotiales, Aspergillaceae. The coding region runs from base 109 to 573 and encodes 154 amino acids. The record is from RefSeq and is a predicted model, not a curated record.